AUGCAGUACUGGGAAGUUAAGGAGGAUCAACGGGUCGCCGCGCCAGUACCGGGUCAAGGUGUACAACAGGUGGUUCCAUCGGAGACCAAAUUUCCCCUAGGGGACCCGAAUUGGGACAUAAACGAUGCAAAUCAUCGGACUCAUUUGAUAGAUCUGAAGGAGAUGAUUUUGGAAGGAAUUAGACGGGCUGUACCCCAAAGCACCAAUCUCACCAAAGCUUUUGAGGUCAAUCAAAUGAAAGAGGAGUCACCGGGUGACUUCAUACAAAGGAUUAGAGACCAUUUGACUAAGUAUUCAGGGGUGGCCCCAGAUUCACCGGCGUUUGACAAUCUGCUAAAGAUGCAAUUCGUAACCAAGGCAUGGCCCGAUAUUCAAAAGAAAUUGCAGAAAAUGAACUGGCAAGACGCCGCCAUCAUAGAUCUAGUAAGGACAGCGCAGCAGGUUUACGUCAACAGGGAGGCAGUAAAAAGUAAGCAGAAGUGCCAGAUGAUGGCGGCUACUUUGCAGAAAACUUGGGAAGUUCAGAAACAACAGGAAACCGAGGCUGCGAGAGGACGUGGGGGAGCCCCAUAUCGGGGAAGAGGGCGAGGGAGAGGGGGUUACACACCAGGUUCCAGUGUCAUUUGUUAUCGAUGUAACAAACCUGGUCAUUUUGCCCGAGAAUGUCGGACCCCACGAGAUCAGAUACUGGAAAGAAAUGAGCAAAGACAGGGAAGUCAGAGGCCAAGACAGACAGAAAGAGAGGGAGGAACUGACACCACUGAGUUGUUCAGUUUAUAUGAUGAAUAGGGAACCUCCGGCUCGCUCCAUGGGGCCCGGAAUGAGCCACUGGUGAACUUGUGUGUGGGGCCCUCUCAGAAAUCAGUGGUUUUUCUGAUAGACUCAGGAGCGACCCGGUCCUCUAUAUGUGUACCUGUUCCAGGGGUACGUAAAACAAUGUCAAAUUUGAAAGUAGUAGGGGUAAGCGGGAAACCAAAGGAAGUUGUGCAAUUAGAAGAAACCAUUAUAAGAAGAGGAGACCGGAUAGCUAAGGGAUCAUUAUUAUUCAUCCCUGAGUCAGGAAUAAAUUUGUUAGGGCGAGAUUUGAUGGUAGAAUUGGGAUUUCAGUUAUUGGAUUUAGACUUAGGAACUCCCAUGUACCCUCUGCAGAUAGAGGAUGAGGAACAAAUAGACCCAAUGGUGUGGGCAGAUGGGAAGAUGGUAGGGAGACUGGACAUAGCCCCCAUUAAGGUCACAGUAAAGCCAGGAAUCACCCAGUCAUGGACCCCCCAAUACCCAAUGACUAGGAAGGGAGAAUAGGGUUGCAGCCGGUGGUGAAUGAACUGAUAAAGCAGGGAUUAUUAGAACCCACCAUGUCACCUUUUAAUUCUCCUAUCUUAGCAGUGCAAAAGAAAGAUGGGAAAUAUAGAAUGGUUGAGGACCUAAGGAACAUAAACCAGAUAGUGGUCCCCGUUUCCCGGUAGUACCGGACCCAUAUACUCUCCUUAGCCGCAUUCCACCCACUACCCGAUGGUAUACCGUUAUAGACUUAAAGGAUGCAUUUUGGACUUGUCCCCUGGACAUUGAAAGCCGAGAUCUAUUUGCUUUUGAGUGGGAAGAUGUGAACACGGGCAGAAAACAACAAUAUAGAUGGACGGUCUUGCCCCAAGGGUAUACAGAAAGUCCACUUCUUUUUGGGCAGGCACUAGGGGAAAAGUUAGCAGGUUUUACCACCACAGGCCCCAAUAGCUUGUUGCAAUAUGUAGACGACCUGCUGAUGAUGGGAGAAAAAGAGAAAGAGGUUAGACAAGACUCUAUAAGAUUGCUGAAUUGGCUGGGUAAGCUAGGGGUGAAGGUGUCUAAGGACAAAUUACAGUUUGUACAGCGGAAGGUGAAAUAUUUGGGGCAUUUGUUAGAAGGGGGAACAAGAAAAUUGGAUCCAGAAAGAGUCAAGGGGAUCUUAGAAUUACAACCCCCUAAGAACAAAACAGAUGUGAGGAGAAUGCUGGGACUCCUGGGAUAUUGUAGACUGUGGAUAGACCAAUUUGCCAAGCUGGUUCGGUUUUUAAACCAAAAACUAGUCGGAGACGGUGAAAUAACAUGGGGACAAGAUGAUGAACAAAGAUGGGAAGAAGUAAAGAAAACAUUAAUAGGGGCCCCGGUCCUAGCACUACCGAACCUCCAACAGCCAUUCCACUUAUAUGUAACCAUCAGCUCUCAGACUGCUGUCGGAGUUUUAGCCCAAAAGAGGGGGCGGUAUCAGCCAGUAGCCUAUCUCAGCAGAACCCUGGAGCCAGUAGUGCGAGCAUGGCCCACGUGCAUCCAGGUGGUGGCAGCAGCGGCUGAAUUGGUAGUUGAAAGCAGAAAGCUAACUUUUGGAGGAGCCCUAAUUGUUCAUAGUCCCCAUCAAAUAUCCACGGUGCUGACUGGGGCAGCCUCCACCUGGAUGACGGAUGGCCGCUUAACGCACUAUGAAACAGUGCUAAGAACAAGCCCUGAUAUCACACUGGGAACUGAUCGGAAUCUAAAUCCGGCAGAAUUCCUGAUAGGAGAAAGGAAAGAAUGGGAACCGGAUGAACACGACUGCUUGGGCACAAUACAAUUAAUGGCAAAGGUCCGAGAAGAUUUAUCUGAAACCCCUUUAACAAUGGGAGAGAGAUGGUACAUAGAUGGGUCUAGUUAUGUUAAGGAGGGAAAAAGGAAAUCAGGAUAUGCUGUAGUCAAGGAGGAUGGGGAGGUGAUCGAAAGUGGGGCCUUGCCGGCGAAUUGGUCGGCCCAGAAAAGUGAAAUCAUGGCCUUGACCCGGGCCCUCGAGUUGGCUAGGGGCCUGGAAGUAACCAUAUGGACCGAUUCCCGUUAUGCAUGGGGUGUGGUGCAUACUUUCGGGAGGACCUGGCGAGACCGAGGGUUCAUUAAGGCAAAUGGGAAACAGAUAGAACACAUGGCCUUGUUGGAAAGGCUGUUGGAUGCCCUUACUGGACCAGAAAAGGUUGCAGUGGUACAUAUCCCCGCUCACACCAGGGGUACUACCCCUGAGGAAGCUGGAAAUAGAUGGGCUGAUUUGAGGGCAAAAGAAGCCGCUAAGGGAGUGCCAAACGAGAUAACAAUACAGCAAUGUACCCUGAGGGUGCCCAUUCUUACCACGGCUGACACAGAGAAUUUAACUUUCACCUCUCAAGAGAUAGAAUAUAUAACAAGAGAGGAAUGGGAAAAGAAGGGUAAGGAAUGGAGGACCCCAGAGGGACAAAUAGUACUGCCAAAGACUGUAAUGAUGGGGAUUCUAGAGAAGAUACAUGAGAGUGGACAUUUCGGGACAGAGGCUAUGGUUAACCUGGUGAAAUCAUUGUAUUGGAGUAAAGAUAUGUGGCCCAUGGCCCACUCCAUAGCCUGGAAAUGCAUAAUCUGUCACAAGGUAAAUAAGGCCAAAGCGAAGAAAACAGAAAAAGGGGGAAGACCUCUAGCAGUAUGGCCAUACCAAAGAAUACAAGUGGAUUUCACAGAGCUACCAGAGAAGGGAGGUUAUAAACAUCUUCUGGUAUUCAAAGAUCAUCUUACAGGAUGGGUGGAGGCCUUCCCAAGUCGAAAAGCAACAGCACAGGUAGUAGUCAAGGCCAUUCUGGAACAUAUAGUCCCCCGGUUUGGUAUAAUAGAAGCCAUAGACUCAGACCGCGGCACCCAUUUCACACAGAAGGUUCUACAGGAAGUAAUGACAGCCCUAGGAAUCAAAUGGGACCUUCACACGCCGUGGCAUCCAGAGAGUAGCGGGAAGGUGGAAAGGGCAAAUGCAGAAAUAAAAAACAUUUAACUAAAUUAUAUUUAGAAAAUGGAUUACCAUGGACAAAAAACCUUCCUUUGGCUUUACUAAGGAUGCGUAUAGCCCCCAGAAAGGACUUAGGGGUAUCCCCAUUUGAGUUGAUGAUGGGAAGACCAUACUUGGCGCAACUAGGUCAACCGAUGGUGGAGUUCAAAGACUUGUUCAUUAGAAAGUAUUUGCAAUCACUCUCCCAGUCUUUGUUGUCUCUUCAUAGACGCGGUAUCCUGGCCCAACGCCCUCCGCUACUGGAGCAGCAACACAGUUUCCAGCCUGGUGACCUGGUCCUGAUUAAGACGUGGAAGGCGGAAAAGCUCAGCCCGGGUUGGGAUGGUCCAUUUCGGGUCCUGCUUAUCACCGAAUCAGCAGUACGGACUCGUGAGUAUGGAUGGACCCACUACCACCGCGUGAAGAGGGCCCCGCCUGAACGUUGGACGGCCAUACCGAGCCUAGACGAUCCACUAAAAAUAAGAAUCACAAAAUCAGGGACCGGGAACCAGGGAAGGACUGUAAGGCAAUAA
This is a messenger RNA of Podarcis lilfordi (Lilford's wall lizard), 4311 nucleotides long. Lineage: Eukaryota; Metazoa; Chordata; Lepidosauria; Squamata; Lacertidae. The record is from the annotation of a GenBank genome assembly.